Messenger RNA from Adineta steineri, 3603 nucleotides. Lineage: Eukaryota; Metazoa; Rotifera; Eurotatoria; Adinetida; Adinetidae. The record is from the annotation of a GenBank genome assembly.
AUGUCGGAUCCAAUUGAUGAUUUAAAAUCAUUUUUUUCAACAACGAAAUCAUUAAAAACCAAAGGAAAAGAUUUUUUACAACUUUAUAAACAAAUAACUGAUUAUAAGAAAACAAACAAACAACGAUCGGAUAAACUUAAUGAAUCUAUUAUUAAAUUUAUUCAAUUUUCUUGUGAUUUAGCCAGUAAUCAAGAAUAUAGUUCAAUUUGGCAAUCACUCGUUGAUAUAACAUCCGAUAUUGCUAAUUCAUACGGUUCAUUACAUUCGGGAAAUGAUGCACAUAAUUUUGAUGUUUUCUUCAAACCAUUACUUCAAGAAAUCGAUAAUGAAGAACAUUCAGAUCUCUAUAAAUUUAUUGAACGUCUUCUUGCUAAAAUGAAUCUUGGCUUUAAAAUAGCAAUCAGCGAAUAUUUUCGAAAACUAUUUUUCGAUGCAUUUGCUUCAAAUGUAAAACGUAAAUUAAAAGAAAGUUAUGAUUUAUUUCGUAUUAUUCAUGUACAUAUACCAGAAAUAAUUCCACCUAUUUUAACUAUGCAUCAAACAUUUUUAAAAAAUCCAAAUCCAGAUCAACGUGAAAUUGGUAUUCGAUUUAUAGUCGACGUUCUUACAGGAGUAUAUACUAUUAGAGAAGAAUUACAUACUGAUGUUCUCGAUGAUUUUCGUAAAAGUUUUCAUGAAAAAGAUAGUGAAGCUCAACGAAUUGUCAUUGAAAAUCUUGCAAAAUAUCUUCUCCGAAAAACUUAUAUCACUAAUAUUCUCAUUGAUGAUUUGAAAAAAUGUUUUGAUGCUCAAAUGAUCUCUCCUCAACUUUUAUGUGUUCUUGUCGAUCAAAUAAGUUUAGCAAUUAAAGAAUGCUAUCAUGCAACACCAGAUUCUCUUCUUAAUUUACUUUUUACUGGAUGUAAUCAUUCAACAGCAAAUGUAGCAAUUAAUUGUGUAGAUACAAUUGCAUAUCUUUAUCGUCUUUAUUAUGUUAAAGAUCCAUAUCCAUCACCAACUCGUUCACGUCUUGAUGUUGUACCAAGAAUUGUACUUCAUACAGCAAUUAAACAUUCUGAUUUAAUCGUUCGUAUUGAAUCUCAAACACGUUUUUUUGAAAAUAUUAUUUUUGAACAUUAUCGUAUUGACGAGCGAACUCGUCAAUUUUUUAUAUUUGCUCAAUCCGAUCUUGGUGAUGAGGGUGUUAAAAAUUAUGGUCAAUUACUUCAUAUUCAAUCUGAAUUACGAUUACUUUUGCAUAAAGCACUUGUUAAAUGUUGUACAACAAGUGAAAAAAGUCUUAGUAAAAUGAGUACAAGUGAUAAUGAAGAGGAUUUAACACCUGAUCUUGAAGAAUUAGAUAGUGAAAAUGAGGAUGAACAUUUAAAACUUUCUCAUAUUUUACAAAAACUUAGUGAUUUAUGUUUUACUCCAAAAGAACAUGGUGUAAAAAAAUUACGUGAAUGGAUUAUGAAAUCCGAACCUAAAGCAAGAGAACAAUUACAAUCAAUGUCAUACUUAACUAUCGAUCAAUCAACAUUGACAACUAAUAUGGAUGAUUCAACAGCAACAAUUAAUGAAGCUGUUCAACUUGUUGAAGAUCGUUUAGCUAGUCGUGUAUCAAUUGUUUUUUCACAUGAUUUUCUCGAAGAAUUUCCUUUAUCUGCACAAACUUAUUUUAAUGAAGAAGCAUUACUAGAAGAACAAACUGAUGAUGAUAAUGAUACUGAUGAUAUUGAUUCAUCUUCUUCGAUUUCAACGGAUAAUCGACAACAAAAUGAACAAUGUCAACAUCGUUGUAUUAAACAAAUGGGAAAAUUAACUAAAGUACUUCGACCAUAUUUCGAAAGUUCAAUGGAUGUUGAAAUUUUAGAAAAAUUUAUUGAGAUUAUCGAUGAAAAUCGACCUGUACUUAGUACAUUUGUUUUUGGUAUCUUAGCUGAAUUUGGUGCAUUACUUGGUCCAGGUACAAUAAAAGCUGCCCUUAUUGAUCGUCUUGUUGAUGUUUUGGUUGAUGCUAUUAAUAAAGGUGAUACAACAACAAUGGGUAAAUGGGCAAUGCGUGCACUUGUACCAAUUGUUGGAUCAAAUGAACAACAAUUAGAACAAAUUAUUACACAUAGUCUAUUUGGCAAAACAAAAACCUCCUGGUGGUCCACAGAUGGUUCUGCAUCAUCAUAUCGUUGGUUAUUAUUAAGUCAUAUUGUUAAAUAUGCUCCAUCAACACGUACAAUGUUUAAUAUACUUCAACAAAUAAUCAAAGUUAUUUUACGACAUUUUCCAAAUAGUAAAAGUUCAACUGAAACUAUGAAAUCGUUUGAUGAUGUUUCUGAUGAUAUACAAAUGAGAGCAAAUCAAUUAAAAUUUCUUUCACGUUCAGCAAAUUGUAUUCGUAUACAACGUCAUGGAAAUUCACUUUUGGAUGAUAAUGAUGAUGAUGAUAAUGAAGAUGCUGAUGAUGAAGAUCGUAUUGAUACAAUUAAUUUACUUAUGAAAUUUUUACUUAAAUUAAUUAAAGAUGUUUUUAUGUUUCCAAAAAAUGAAAUUGGUCGACAUUAUUUACAAUUACAAGCAUCAUUUGAAGUACUUCGUAUAUUAGAAAUUUCUGAAGUUUUUCAUAGUUUUUCACCAACAAAUUAUGUUGAAUUAUUUGCUGCAGCAACGCAUCAAAAUAUUCAUGUUCGUCAUCGUUUUCUUCAACGUAUUUUAAAUAAAGUAGCACAAUGGAAAUUAUCAGUUUUAUUUCUUGGUUUUACUAUUGCUGUACCAAAUGAUGAUGAAGAUUUUACAACAGGAAAAAAUCUUAAAUCAGUUAUGGAACGUUUAUAUUCAUUAGCUUCAAAAGGAUCAGUUGAAGCUAUGCAACGUUUAUUACCAGAAAAAAGUAUUUCAUUAAUGAUUUAUUUACAUGCUAAUAAUCGAAGUCUUGUUUUUGAAAUUGAUCGAGAAGUUCUGGAAUCAAUUACAAAUUCUGUUAAAUGGAGUUUACGUACAAUUGUACAAGCACGUGAAAAAACUGAUAAACGAUUUCAUGGUGCUAUACCAAAGUUACUUCAUUCAAUAAAACAUAGUCGUUCAAAAGCUGAUCCACUUGAUGAUAAUCUUCAUCAUCGUAUUUAUUUAGUUGUCGAUAUAUUUCAAUCAAUAUUUGCUGAUUUAUCUCCACUUGAAGCUUAUGAUUUUGCUGAUACACGUAAUAAUUUAUCUGGUGAACCACUUCUUUUUACACAACCAGAUUUUACAAAUUUAAAUACAAAAUCUUAUUUACCUGAUUUUUAUAAAGAAAAGAAAGUAACAAAACGUUCGAAAAAAGAUAUAACUAUGAUAUCUGAUAAUGAACAUACCGAUAAUGAAAGUGAAUAUAGUGAAAUGGCUAUAACACCAACAACAACAAUAGCUGCUGAUGAUGAAGAUGAUGAUGAAGAUAAGAAAAAGAAAAAGAAAAAUUUACCAAAUAAAAAACGACAACGAAAUCGUGCUAUGGAACCACCAUCAAGUUCAAGUGAAACAAUCGAUGAUGAAGAAGACAAACAAAUGCAACAAGAAGAAAAAGAAAAUGAAAAAAAAACUCGAAAACGUAAAGUUUCAUCAUCAGCUCGGUCAACAAAACGACUUUCAAAAUAA